AUGGCGAGGGAGGAGUGCAAGGCGCUGCUGGACGCGCUCAACAAGGCGAUCGCCUGCUAUCACCACCUGGUGCUGACCGUUGGCAGUUCCGCUGACUCACAGAACCUACGUGAGGAGCUGCAAAAUACGCGCCAGAAGGCACAGGGGCUGGCGGUGGCUACCCGCGCCCGGCUGACGGCUGUUCUACGCGACCGGGACCUGGGCGCCGAAGAGCGCGCCGAGUUCGAGCGCCUCUGGGUGGCUUUCUCCGGCUGCCUGGAAUUGCUGGAGGUGGACAUGCAGCGAGCGCUGGCGCUGGGCGCUGCGUUCCCGCUAUACGUGCCGCGGCGGCCGCUAGUGCACACGGGCGUGGCGGCGCGCACCUUUAGCGCCCGCAGCCUGAGACACGAGGUGGACCGCGACUUCGAAGUGGCGGACCUGCGCGAGCUGGAGCACGAGAUCCUCCAGGUCCGCGAGAUGAUCAGUGAUAUGGAGAUGAAGGUCAACGUUCCCCGUUGGACUGUGCAGGCUCGGCAGGCGGCGGGAGCAGAGGUCCUGGCCAGCGCCGGCGCUUCCUCCGCCGGCGGCGUGUCGGUACCGGAGCACACCGGGCCCUGUGAUCCGAACAAGGCCCUGGCCGCCACCAUUUUCGGCGCUGUGCUGCUGGCGGCCGUGGCCCUGGCCGUGUGUGUGGCAAAGCUGAGCUGA
Messenger RNA from Orycteropus afer afer, 687 nucleotides. It is a transcript of the gene RGS9BP, whose product is annotated as regulator of G protein signaling 9 binding protein. Gene Ontology annotation, biological process: G protein-coupled receptor signaling pathway; detection of light stimulus involved in visual perception. Gene Ontology annotation, cellular component: neuron projection; photoreceptor outer segment. The coding region runs from base 1 to 687 and encodes 228 amino acids. The transcript has a single exon. The record is from RefSeq and is a predicted model, not a curated record. NCBI's taxonomy places the organism in Eukaryota, Metazoa, Chordata, Mammalia, Tubulidentata, Orycteropodidae.